GCCGCCUCCGGCCCGCAGAGGCAGUGAGCGCCGGGAGGCAGUGCGGCCGCAGCCGGCGGAGGGCACCCCCGCUGACGGUCACCCCUCUGAGGGUCACCUGCCCGGCCCAGGUGGGGCCAUGCGGAGCGGAGGAGGCUGCUUCGGAGGCUGCUGCUGAGGGAUGGUUGGUGUGUGGUUACCUCUGCUCACGGGUUCUCUUUCAUCUGAGGACGCGUCUGGCUCCAGCUCUGUUCAACUCUCCGCCUCCUGAGGCAUUUCAUCUUUAAGGGCCGGCUGCUUGCGUGCACUUUUAUACCCACCGAAGCGACCAAGAAACCAUGUUGUUUGCUGGAAGAAGUGCGUUUCUGUGCCUUGGAAUGAUAUGGAGCUUUUGGAGCUCUGCGAGUUGGAUGCCUGUCGGAGGAUGCCCACAUAAAUGUACAUGUAUUGCUUCCAACGUGGAUUGUCACGGACUGGGACUCAAAACUGUACCGAGGGAUAUUCCCAGAAACGCAGAGAGACUUGAUCUAGAAAAAAACAACAUCACAAGAAUCACAAAGACUGACUUCACAGGACUGAAGAAUCUCCGUGUCUUACACUUGGAAGAAAAUCAGAUUAGUGUGAUUGAACGUGGAGCUUUUCAGGAUCUAAAACAACUUGAACGGCUGCGUCUGAACAAGAAUAAAUUGCAAGUUCUUCCAGAGCUGCUUUUUCAGAACACACAGAAGUUAACUAGAUUAGACCUGAGUGAAAACCAGAUAAAAGGAAUCCCUAGAAAGGCCUUUCGAGGAAUCGUUGAUGUGAAGAAUCUGCAACUGGACAACAACCAGAUCAGCUGCAUCGAAGAUGGAGCCUUCCGAGCCCUGCGCGACCUGGAGAUCCUUACUCUCAACAAUAACAACAUUACCCGCAUCCCUGUUACCAGUUUCAAUCAUAUGCCAAAGAUCAGAACUCUGCGGCUUCACUCCAACUUCCUGCACUGCGACUGUCACCUGGCCUGGCUGUCGGACUGGCUGCGGCAGCGCCGCACCAUCGGGCAGUUCACCUUCUGCCUGGCCCCCGUCAACCUGCGCGGCUUCCUGGUGGCAGAUGUGCAGAAGAAGGACUUUGUCUGCUCUGGUUCCCAGUCUGAACCUCCAUCGUGCAGUGCCAGUUCCAUCACUUGCCCAUCUGCCUGCACCUGCAGCAACAAUGUGGUGGAUUGUCGAGGAAGGGGCUUAACAGAAAUUCCAGCUAACCUCCCAGAAGACAUUUGGGAAAUACGUUUGGAACAAAACCUCAUCAAAAUCAUUCCCCCUGGAGCUUUUACCCAGUACAAGAAGCUAAAGAGAAUAGACAUCAGCAAGAAUCAAAUCUCUGACAUUGCACCUGAUGCAUUCAAAGGCUUGAAGUCUCUCAUUUCAUUAGUGCUCUAUGGAAACAAGAUCACAGAGAUUCCCCAGGGCCUUUUUGAUGAUCUUGUGUCUCUGCAGCUGCUGCUUCUCAAUGCCAAUAAGAUCAACUGCCUGAGGGUAAACACGUUUCAAGGUCUGCAUAAUCUCAAGCUGCUAUCUCUUUAUGACAACAAACUGCAGACCAUCAGCAAGGGACUCUUUGCACCUCUGCGAUCGAUCCAGACUCUACAUUUAGCUCAGAAUCCAUUUGUGUGCGACUGCCAUUUGAAGUGGCUGGCUGAUUACCUGCAGGAUAAUCCGAUAGAGACCAGCGGCGCUCGGUGCAGCAAUCCGCGUCGCCUUGCCAACAAGCGAAUCAGCCAGAUCAAGAGCAAGAAGUUCCGCUGCUCAGGGUCAGAGGAUUACAGAAGUAAAUUCACUGGGAAGUGUUUCAUGGACCUUGUCUGUCCCGAGAAGUGUCGCUGCGAGGGAACCAUUGUAGACUGCUCUAACCAAAAACUCACCCGAUUACCCAGUCACCUUCCUGAAUAUACUACUGAUCUGCGUCUGAAUGACAAUGAUAUUUCUGUUUUGGAAGCCAUCGGGCUCUUCAAGAAACUGCCCAACCUCAGAAAAAUAAAUCUAAGCAACAACAAGAUCAAGGAGAUCCGAGAAGGCACAUUUGAUGGAGCUUCAGGAGUGCAGGAGCUGAUUCUGACAGAGAAUCAACUGGAGUCAGUGCAUGGACGGAUGUUUCGAGGCCUCUCAGGGCUAAAGACAUUGAUGCUGAGGAGCAACUCUAUCAGCUGUAUAAACAAUGACACCUUUGCUGGACUGAGCUCAGUGAGGCUUCUUUCACUGUAUGACAAUCACAUCAGCACUAUCACCCCCGGAGCCUUCAGCACAUUAGUCUCUUUGUCUACAAUUAAUUUGCUGGCUAACUCCUUUAAUUGUAACUGCCACUUGGCCUGGCUGGGAAAAUGGUUGAGGAAGAAGAGAAUUGUCAGUGGAAAUCCACGCUGCUUGAAACCCUUUUUCCUAAAGGAUAUUCCAAUCCAAGACGUAGAUGUCCAGGACUUCACCUGUGAUGGUAAUGAAGAAAGCAGCUGCUUGCUUUCACCUCCCUGCCCUUCCCAGUGUACCUGUGUGGACUCGGUGGUACGCUGCAGCAACAAAGGGCUGCGGAUAUUACCCAAAGGGAUUCCCAAAGACGUGACUGAGCUGUACCUGGAGGGCAACCAUCUGACUGCUGUGCCAAAGGGACUCUCCACCUUCAGACACCUCACGCUGAUUGAUUUGAGCAACAACAGCAUAAGUGUACUGACCAACUAUACCUUCACCAACAUGACUCAGUUAUCAACACUCAUCUUGAGUUACAAUAGACUCCGGUGCAUUCCAGUCCAUGCCUUCAAUGGGCUCAGGUCUCUUCGAGUGCUAACACUCCAUGGAAACGACAUUUCCAGUGUUCCGGAAGGCUCUUUCAACGACCUGGUAUCCCUGUCCCAUCUGGCUCUGGGCACCAACCCUUUGCACUGUGACUGCAACCUCCGCUGGCUCUCCGAGUGGGUGAAGGCUGGGUACAAGGAGCCAGGGAUAGCCCGCUGCAGUGGACCCGAUGCCAUGGUGGACAGGCUGCUGCUCACAACACCGACGCACCACUUCCAGUGCAAAGAGCCGGUGGAUAUCAGUGUUGUGUCCAAGUGUAACCCCUGCCUCUCCAACCCAUGUAAGAACAAUGGGACGUGCAGCAAUGAUCCACUGGAGAUUUAUCAAUGCACUUGCCCUUUUGGCUUCAAGGGUCGUGACUGCAGCGUGCCCAUUAAUUCUUGCAUCCAAAAUCCAUGUCAGAAUGGAGGGACCUGCCACCUCACCGAGGCAAAUAAAGAUGGAUUCAGCUGUUCUUGUCUGCUUGGGUAUGAGGGGGAGAGGUGUGAAAUAAACCCAGAUGACUGCGAGGAUAAUGACUGUGAGAAUAACUCUACAUGUGUGGAUGGGAUCAACAACUAUGUCUGUAUCUGCCCUCCUAACUACACAGGUGAGCUGUGUGAUGAGGUGAUUAACCACUGUGUUCCUGAUCUGAAUCCAUGCCAGCAUGAGUCCAAAUGCCUUCCCCUGGACAAAGGAACCAGAUGUGAGUGUUUGCCAGGCUACAGUGGAAAACACUGUGAAAUAGAUGAUGAUGACUGUGUGGGCCAUAAGUGUCACCAUGGAGCUGUCUGCGUAGAUGCAGUCAAUGGCUACACCUGCAUCUGUCCUCAGGGCUUCAGUGGACUGUUCUGUGAGACACCUCCACCAAUGGUCCUGCUGCAGACCAGCCCCUGUGACAACUACGAGUGCCAGAACGGGGCUCAGUGCAUCGUGGUGCACCAUGAGCCUGUGUGCCGCUGCCUGGCCGGCUUCGCGGGACAGAGGUGUGAGAAGCUCAUCACCGUCAACUUCGUGGGGAAGGAUUCCUACGUGGAGCUGCCCUCGGCCAAGAUCCGCCCGCAGGCAAACAUCUCCCUCCAGGUAGCAACGGACAAGGACAAUGGCAUCUUAUUAUACAAAGGAGACAACGAUCCUUUGGCUCUGGAGUUGUACCAAGGACACGUGAGGCUCAUCUACGACACACUGAACUCUCCACCUACCACAGUGUACAGCGUGGAAACAGUAAACGAUGGACAGUUUCAUAGUGUGGAGCUGAUGAUGCUGAACCAGACUCUGAACCUGGUGGUGGACAAGGGGACUCCCAAGAGUCUGGGAAAACUCCAGAAGCAGUCUGCAGUCAGCCUCAACACACCACUCUACAUUGGAGGCAUCCCCACCUCCUCUGGCUUGUCAUCGCUGCGCCAGGGUGCAGAUAAGACACCCAACGGUUUCCAUGGCUGUAUCCAUGAUGUCCGCAUCAACAACGAGCUGCAGGAUUUCAAGGACUUACCCCAGCAGUCCCUAGGAGUCCUUCCUGGAUGCAAGUCCUGCAACAUCUGCAAGCACGGCAUCUGCCGGUCUCUGGAGAAAGCCAGUGUGGUCUGUGAGUGUCACCCAGGCUGGACGGGUCCCCUGUGUGACCAGGAGACUGGAGACCCCUGUCUUAACCACAAGUGUCUGCACGGUAAGUGCAUGGUGGCCAAUGUUGCUUACACGUGUAAGUGCAUGGAGGGCUACACAGGCAUGUACUGUGACAAGAAGAACAAUUCCUCAAAUCCCUGCAGGACUCUGAAAUGCAACCAUGGACAGUGUAAAGUGUCAGAGCAUGGGGAGCCCUACUGCGAGUGUGAUCCCAACUACAGCGGGGAGCACUGCGACAGAGAGAACCUCUGCCAAGGAGACAUCAUCCGGGAAGUCGUCCGUAAGCAGCAGGGCUACACGUCGUGUGCCACUGCCUCCAAAGUGCCGCGCCUGGAGUGCCGCGGCUCCUGCGGCAAUGGGCAGUGCUGUGUGCCCCUCCGCAGCAAGCGGAGGAAAUACUUCUUCCAGUGCAUGGAUGGCUCCACCUUCACGGAGGAACUGGAGAGACAUGUGGAAUGCGGCUGCUCCAAGUGCUUGUAAGCCGUUCUCCGGUCUCUUGCCACUUUAAUCGACUCAGAAGCGCUAUCAAAAUGGGACCUAUUUACUUUCAGAGUGAAGAAGAAGAAAAGAAUUAUUAAGUAUAUUGUAAAAUAAGCAAAAAAUAGAACUUAUUUUUAUUAUGGAAAGUGACUAUUUUCAUCUUUUAUUAUAUAAAGUAUCGCACCACUUUGGGUAUAUGUAUCAUAUAGUGAGCUAUUUUUACCAUGAAACUUUUUUAACAGUUGUAAGAAAAAAAAAUCAAAAGUUAAAAGUUAAAAAAAAAAGAUUCUAAAGCAAACCUGGCCUAAAGGAGACAUGUGGGGUGACUGCAGGUGUGCGCACAGUGACCCGAUGGAAAGGUGUCCCAAGGACCGGCCACAGGACUGAUCCGGGCUGGAGGAGCCUCCGAGGCACUGGGUGGGUGUCCCAGGAGAUCCCGUCAUUCCCGACAUCCAUCCAUCCUGCCCAGGCUCCCUGAGGAAGCCUCCCCUCAGUCCCUCGCUCUGCCUGACACUGCUGACGCCAUUCGCUCCUGUACAGUGGCUCCACUUGCUCGUCUUGAACUGGUUCCCUAUAGGCACUACCGCAGCUUGAGGCUAACAACAUUAUUUGACUAUUGUAAUACUCUCCUACAUUUUUUGCUGUGUAUGUUGUAUUUAUCUGUGUUCACAUUAUAUUCUGCAGCAACUGUAUCUAUAGAGCACAGGCAGCUUUAUCCAAAAGAAGGGGACGAAGGGAAAGGAAGUGGGGAAUAUGUGUUGCUUUGGGAAAUUUGGGGGCAAAAUGUGAACUAAGUGCUAAGUAAUGCCUAAUAAAUGACAUAGUACUGUUGUGUAAACUCCUCAGCUAUGUUAUUUCCCAAGUUUGUGCCUUCUUGCUCCCAGCCUUGAGCCCUUUUUUGUAUAUGAACUAUAAGGAAUGCACUGCUACAUAGUUUGUUGCGCCUCGACACUUUAACUUGCAGAGGUUGUAAAGAGCAUGAACAUUCUGCUGGUGCCAGAAGGUUAACACCCGCAGCAGAACAGCCCUUCCUGCUCUGGAAGCUGGGCUGUAGCUGCCUCUUCAUCCACGCUCCAUACCAAGCAGUUGGCUACUUCCCACUGCGCUUUACAUGAGCAGAAGUUGCACUAUACCCGGGUGAAGGUAUUGAGCUGGCUUUGUCCACCGCAGCAUCACUCUCUUCUCUGCACAAGGAGAGGUGUCACAGCUCCAUCCAACCCUGUUCUUGCCUCUGGUUCAGCCGAAGCUCCUCCAUCUGCACUGCUCCGUGCCCUGCACUGGUAUCUUCCAAAGGACUCCCACCAGCUUUGGCUGUGCUCAGAGCCACUGCUGAACAGGAAAUGAAAUCAGUGCAGGGCUGAAUUCUCACCAUGGAUGAGAGGCAAAACCUGACUUUGUGAGUGAGUUUGGGUUUUGGAGGGUUUUGUCAGGGCCACCUUUCAGGGUCAGUAAGUUACGUGUGAAGAGUACCAUGGAUACCUGGUGUUUCUCUACUGUACGUUUCAAACAUCACAUUAACAAUUGGUCCACUAUCAGUGUACUUUCUUUCCGUAACACAGCAAGGAUUUGGGUCCUUUCUUCAGUGUCUGUAGGAGAGGUAGGCAAGGAGGAUUCCAGCAGCCCUGAGCUCCUUUGGGGAAUGCUCACUGGCCUCAGCAGACAGGAUUUCAGACAAGGGGCUUCAGCAGAGGAGGAGCAGGAAAGCUGAAUCAAGAAAAAGGAGACUUUGUUUGACCAGAGCUUUGGGAAGAUGCACAGAAUACAGCCAUCAACAUUCAUUUCCCUUAAAGAAAGGUGACCAUCCAGCUCUCGUGCAGCCAGAAAGCUCAAAGUGCUGCUUCUGCUACAUCAGCCUCUCCUGAACUGCAACAAUUCACUCCUAUUCCUUUGUUUCUACCAGAGCAACAUGAGCAGAAGGGACAGAACCAACAGAAUAGCCACCUCACUAAAUAAACAGCAGCAUGUGGAGCCUGCCACCAGUGAAACAUAAACCAGUCACUAGUUCAUGUGCCAAACUCAUCGGAACAGUACAGCUCAACAGCCAGGGGAAAACAACCCUGGCUGCAAGCACCAAGGGCUGCUUUUUACUUUGGAUAGACCAUCAGAAGCUCACAGCAGCUGGAGGUUGUGGUGUGCAACAAAAAGCACCCAAACCCACAACAUGCAGGUGUUAAAAACUGAAGGCAACCACAGAUACUUGUGCAAAUACACGCCUGGCACAGCACUACCAUCAGUGACCUGUUCCUGCUCACAACACUUUGGGUAUAUGUAUCACUCUGGGAUUUAGGGAAGCAAAGCCUUGCAGCAAAGGGACCAGCAGCAGCUCAGCAAGGCUGGCCCUGGUCCUGGCCCUUUUCUGUCACAGCACUUGGAUGUUAAGCCUUGGGGUAAAGAACUAAGAGUAUCUAUUUUGUAACCAAAUGAUGCAAUUUUUGUAUGCUUUUAGGCAGCACUUGCCAUUGGAUAGUGAUGCUUUUAUGUCAAUGAUUCUCUGACUUGCUAUAGAGUUAUUUUAUGUUAAGAAGAAAAUAAAAAGCAUUCAGAUGUGCCAAAAAUGUGAGGUUAAUUGAAGUGUAAUCAGCUCUGAGAGUUCCUCUGUAACCUGCCUGAUGUUACACUAGAUUUCCAGAACUGCGGGUACAAUGCAGUAGUUUUUACCUCUAUAAAGUUUUAAUAUAAAGUGAAGAAAGAUGCUUACCCUUAAAACAUGGCAAUGCAGACUGGUGUGAACUGAUGUAUUCUAUUAAUAGAUCCUCCUUGUGAUGUAAGUUUAAAUAAAUUGUUGGGUUAUGGAAGAUUGUAA
Melopsittacus undulatus (budgerigar) is the source of this 7683-nucleotide messenger RNA. It is a transcript of the gene SLIT3, whose product is annotated as slit guidance ligand 3. Gene Ontology annotation, biological process: axon guidance. Lineage: Eukaryota; Metazoa; Chordata; Aves; Psittaciformes; Psittaculidae. Bases 318 to 4880 code for a protein of 1520 amino acids. The record is from RefSeq and is a predicted model, not a curated record. Gene Ontology annotation, molecular function: calcium ion binding; heparin binding; Roundabout binding. The transcript has 37 exons.